Molecule: messenger RNA, 1599 nt
Organism: Sparassis crispa
Lineage: Eukaryota; Fungi; Basidiomycota; Agaricomycetes; Polyporales; Sparassidaceae
Exons: 6
Coding region: 1-1599 (532 amino acids)
Cellular component (GO): dynactin complex
Source: RefSeq, a predicted model, not a curated record
AUGGCGCCCAGCGUUGAAUACUAUUGCCCGUGUCUGGCGGACUCACCCCAUCCGCCACCCCCGCAUCUCGCUUCGUCCUCUCACAGCUUCCACCCGCUGCACAAUCUCUUCUUCUGCGAGGAAUGCGACGCUGUCCGGUGCAACCGAUGUGUCCUGGUGGAAGUCAGCGGGUACUAUUGUCCGAACUGUCUCUUCGAGGUGCCGAGCGCGAGCGUACGCGCGGAGAAGAACAGAUGUGCUCGGAACUGCUUUCUUUGUCCGAAUUGCCGUAACACGCUCACGGUCGUCCCGUCCGACCCACCAGAAGAUGGCGACAGCCGGAUGUCUCCCGUCGCCGGCAGCACGCUCGGCGAGCCACCUUUCUUCCUCUACUGUAAUCACUGCCGAUGGGACUCUGCAGAAGUGAACAUCACGUUUGAGAAACCGACCGGUCUUGCUGCACAACUACAAAAGUUCGAAGACUCCGCGCCCGAAUCGCUCGAAUUCGAGCGCCUCAAGGAACACUUUGAGCCCUUCCUACCCGCAGCCUCGUCCGCCCUCGCGCGCGACGUCCCUGGCGUGGGCAAGUACAGCCCCCUUUCGCGCAGCCGCGCCGGCCGCGAGAAGGGCGCGAACAAGCACGACAUUCCCGACUACAAGAGCCGCGUCGAGGUCGGCGCCGCGGGCGGGCUCGGUAACGGCGGCGGCGAGGCCGACAUCGACUUCAUGCGCCACCUCGAAACGGUCGCGGAGGUCGCGACGCUCGAGCAGCGCUGGGCGAACAGCUGGGUGUCGUCCCUGCACACUAGCGAUCUCAAGCCGCUGCGCAUCCCGCUGCAGUCGAAGAACUCGAAGCGCUGCCCGAGCUGCCGCCACAUCCUCAUCAAGCCGGAGCAGAAAGCGCAGUCGGUGCGGUACAAGAUUAAGCUCGUCGCGGCGAACUACCUCCCGGCUAUCAAUGUCUCGCUGCCGCACGCGCAGGCCGCGGCGGAGAUGUUGAAGCGCUCUGCGUUGACCAAGUCGACAUCCGCGGUUGUAGAUGACUCGGCUGGGUCCGGCGGGCUGCUUGCAGGCAAGACGUACGCGUUCCAUCUUGCGUUCACGAAUCCGCUGUACGACCCGAUCCAAGUGCGGCUGAAGAAGGCACAGCCGCAUCCUGCUGAAGCUGAAGCGGGCGCGCGGCGUGCGUUCCAAGUCAAUCUGCCGACGAUGGCGUUCCCCAUCGCUGCAUUUGCGGAGGCGUGGGAGUAUGAGGACGAUGAAGAAGACAUGUUUGGGCUGGAUGGUGACGAGCCGGACGUUGAGGGACGGAGAGCGCAGAAGGAUGGUCGGGGGAAGACGCGUACGGUUGGUGUGCUGGAGAAGAGGGCGAACGUGACCGUCGUAUCUGGCGAAGUCAUUCUCACCAAGGAAGCAAAGGGCAAUGUCAAGUUCAACAUGCUGGUGUCGUACACGUACAGGUCUGAUGAACCCGACCCUUCUGAGGACAACGAGAUGGCGACACCGUCGCGGUCGCAUGCGAACAAACCACCGGAGAUGAAGAACUUCUCGUUCUACACGGUGAUCGACCUUGGUCCCAUCAUACGCAGGGAAGAGAGUAGGGUCAAUUCGGAGCUUUGA